Messenger RNA from Punica granatum (pomegranate), 796 nucleotides. The record is from RefSeq and is a predicted model, not a curated record. NCBI's taxonomy places the organism in Eukaryota, Viridiplantae, Streptophyta, Magnoliopsida, Myrtales, Lythraceae.
UUCAAGGCCAAGGCCUCACUUUUCCAUCUCUCUCUCUCUCUCUCUCUCUCUUUCCUCAACUACUCUUCUUCCUUCCCCAUGCCCCCCUCUCUCCAAACUCUCAUCCCAAACCAUACAAGAAAGCCCUUUGACCAUUUUUCCCCAAAGGGGUUUUUCUGAUAAAAGUAAUAGUAAUAUUUGAUGAGAUGGUUGAAUUUGGGGAAGAGCUGAUAAUAGACAGCUUCAGGAUCCCAUGGCUCAUAUGGAUCCAAGUCAUAGUGAUGCUGCUGCUGCUCCUCCUCAUCUACUCCUUCAGCCUCGUCACCUCCUCCUCAUCAGAUCUCUCCCCAGAUGACCCCCUCUGCUGCUCUUCUCCUCCUUCCUCCUCUUCCCAGAUCAAGCUCCAACAACAGGUCGGAGAAAUAACCGGAGCAAGCAGUAGAUCAUCAAUAAGCAGGAACAAAUCUGGAAAUCAUCAAGAAGGUCGAAGUAGAAGUAUCCGUAACAACGAUAACGUGAACAAGGAAGGAGGAACCUCAGCAUUGAUAAACGACAGAUCAAUAUCAUCUCAAAGUCUAUAUAACAACACUCAUCAUCCUUGUAACAUUGUUAGGCUUGCAAAGAUUGCUUUUCUCAAGUGUCUAGGACUCGAUAAUAACCCUACAACUGGCGUUCCGAGCCGUCGUUCUUCCUCUUCCAGAGAAACACACGAAUGAGAGGUAAUCUAUGUCAACUAACAUGUACAAAUGAUCGAUUCAAUUGUUCGUGUAUUGUCAUUCUUGGCUCGGGAAUAUAUGUGCGUGAUAGUAUGCGCGUA